Messenger RNA from Melanotaenia boesemani (Boeseman's rainbowfish), 3943 nucleotides. RefSeq names its product 3'(2'), 5'-bisphosphate nucleotidase 2 (gene bpnt2). Lineage: Eukaryota; Metazoa; Chordata; Actinopteri; Atheriniformes; Melanotaeniidae. The transcript has 8 exons. The record is from RefSeq and is a predicted model, not a curated record. Gene Ontology annotation, molecular function: 3'-nucleotidase activity. Gene Ontology annotation, cellular component: endomembrane system. Gene Ontology annotation, biological process: phosphatidylinositol phosphate biosynthetic process. Bases 486 to 1517 code for a protein of 343 amino acids.
AGAGGAGGAACCGUUGUGACGUUUGUACGUCAGGAGAAAAAUGACUGAACAGAGAUGUGAUUGUUCUGUCCUACCUUCGACAGCCUUGAACACUUUGCUCGUAUCAACGAGUUAACGGCGAGAGUGGGGAGUGGAGUUAUCCAAGAAACGGAAUGUCGCUGCAUACAGAAACAAUCGGUUAUUCAGUUAAUUUCUUCAUUUGUCGGACGACGCUAAAAGGCUAGUCAGCUGAUCAAAUUUAGCUAGUGUGUAGGUUAUUUGACAGCUUCGUUUAACCGUAUUUCGGCUGUUUGUUACAUGACUACCCACACAUUUAUCAUAAAGAUACACACCAGGUGUGAAGCAACACGCUAAAGGUUUUUAUCCCUCGGCGGUUGGGACAGCCACGUCAGCUAUCUCUCCGUCUUGUUACCCUGUGAGCACUUUAGUCCUUUAGUCGUGUUCUUGUUUCUUGCAAACAAACCCCAGAGUUUCCUCCUACAGUCAUGGCUCCGAUGGGAAUUCGGCUGUCACCGCUUGGUGUGGCGGUGUUCUGCCUGCUUGGAGUUGGUGUCAUCUACCACUUGUAUGCCGGGGUCUUCUCCAGCCAUCUGGCUGCCUUAAGACAGAGGAGAAGGGUGGAUCUGAGAGACCUUCUGGCUGUCUCAGUGGAGGCUGCAGUGUUGGGUGGUAAAGAGGUGAAGCAGGUGCGUAAAGAGAAUAGUCUGAAGGAAAAGUCAAAGGGAAAGACAAGGGAAGGAGCCAGCGAGCUUCUGACCAUGGGUGACCUGCAGUCUCAUCGAAAGAUGUUUAAUCUGCUAAAGAACACAUUCCCAGAUAUCACAAUUAACAGUGAGGAACAUGACAAUAAACUGGAUGCAGUAGCCUGGAGCCGGGACAUUCCAGCAGACAUUUUAGAGAAGAUCGGGAGGGGAAAGGAGGUCCCUGCUGAGAGCAUCACUGUGUGGAUCGAUCCUCUAGAUGCUACUCAAGAGUAUACAGAGAACUUGGUGAAAUAUGUCACCACGAUGGUGUGUGUAGCUGUAGAUGGUAAACCAAUCAUUGGGGUCAUACAUCAGCCAUUUACAGGGUUCACUGCCUGGGCGUUUGUAGGUCAAGGAUCGAAUGUGCGACCCCGUUCGUCCUACAGUGUCAGCCCUCCCAAAGUGGUUGUGUCACGCUCUCACUCUGGAAAAGUUAAGAAUUUUAUUCUUGAUGCUUUUGGAAACGGCACAACAGUAAUCGAAGCAGGGGGAGCUGGAUACAAAGUACUGUCGCUGUUGGAGAUACCUUCAAGUGAUGGAAGCACUAUGGACCAAGCAGAUGUUUACGUCCACAUCACCUUUAUCAAAAAAUGGGACAUCUGCGCAGGUGCAGCAGUACUGAAUGCACUGGGAGGCAACAUGACCACUCUGAAGGGAGAGGAUAUUGAUUACAGUGGAACUCCACUAAACAACAAAGGGCUGGUAGCCAGCGUUGGUGUGAAUCACAAGGCUCUACUAGAGAAACUACCAAACUGGGACCCUGAGAAGCACUGAAAGACACAAACACAGAGCCACUGGAAGCUGAGUCAUGUGGUAAGGGUGACACUUGGCAGCCAUUCACUGUAACCAAGAUAUAGCUAUAAACAUUACCAAGCCUGCAUGGUUACAUUUUUGUUGAACACCGAACAUCAACUGGUCACCUGGAUUGGAGCCACAGAAAGCUCCAUGGGCCACUGAGCCAGACUGUGGAGCUAACAGGACCAGCACAAUGGCUCUGAAUGCACACUCCUCUUCAUGCAUACAUCUUUCAGCUUGAAGAAAUGGUACGUCCUCCACUCCUUGGCCACUCAUGCAAAAACACAUGCUCAGUGAACAGCGGACAUCAAUGAUUUGAGUUCCCUCGUUUCACCUGCAAAAGACAAUAAGUGGACUGUAAUGGGAAAUAUUAAACAGAGGAGCGCAAAAACUCCAGUCCCAGCAUCUUAAGCCUCCAUCUCCAUCACAUGGUCUUCCACAAAAACACAAAAUUAAGGCACAGACUGACCUGAUUUGGUCAACAUAGAAAUGAGCUUUUCAUAGAUCUUGCAUCAAGCACCUACCACAAGGCUGGGCUCAGUUACUGGCCACUCAGAGGUCAUAGUAUGUUUUAUUUUAGCUAGAGAGAAACUUGGAUUCUGACCAGAAAAGGCCUUUUUUCUGACCUGUAAAUGCAUAAAGCACAAAACUACUAAAAGAAAAUAAGCGGCAAAGUAGAAGGAGUAUUGCAGGUCUGGCACUGAGGUACGGGCCUUGACGGAAGAUGAGGCCAUGUCUGUAUUGAACCUUAACACAGAAUUGACCUUUAAUUAACCAGAAUAACCUAAACAUGAAGGAAGGGGAGGUUCUGUGGAACCAGACCAUAGUCUGGGCAGCAGCGUGGUUUGAGUGUAACAAGAUCAUCAUGUAUGUACAGUUUCAUUCAUGACUUUACAGCUUACCAUCCGAACCAUUUGUGUUUCCCUGUUGUCCCAACACAGAGAACUUAAUGGGGUAUUUUUUAUCUGAUUCCUUGGGAAAUCCCAUGUUUAAGACUGAUUAAGAAGUCUUUCAAAUGUAUUGUGCACAUUCAUAAUUGGAAAAUACUGGACUGCACAUUGUUGACGUGUACUUGCAUGGUUUGGAAUUCAGAUUAACCUUUGAGCAUCUAAAAUGUCAUCCUAAUGAAAAUCUCAUUGGCUUGAUGAACCUUUGUUUCCACUGACUACUUCCUUUGUUUAUUGUGUCUGCAAUAACUGAGUCAGUCUGUCUGAACUUCUAAGUCAGUGAAGUUGAGCUUUACUUUCGCAGUGAAACUAUUAAGUUGUACAAAAAAACAGCAAAGAGUUCAUGUCAGUGUCUUCAGGAAGAUGCACAUGCAAAUGUCAGUUUGUCUCAGCACCCUGUGGUGUUAACACGACUUGGAUGAAAAUAGUGUCAAGAUUAAAACAUAAAUAUUGGAACAACUUUUCUGCCACUGACUAAAGAUGCUUGCAGGCUGAAGGAAUAAACUUGAGUUGAUGGUGUCGACACUGAAAUGCUGUUAAAGCUGGAGCUAUUAUCGGGUCCUCAUACUAAAUUUCAGUUUCAUGAUUCGAGUGCCUUUAAUCUGAAAAAAAUAUUUUAAAUUCACGUUUCUAUGGUAAUAAUGGUCAAUAUGACAAUGACAGAGAUUUAUCUGUACCAAAUGUAAAUAAUGAAAAAGGUACUCCGCUGUCUCUCCUGCUUAUAUGCUUAAACUUUAAGGGCAGACAGAGUCUAAUGUGUGGUGUCUGGAAAUACAAAUUUAUACGUGAAAAAUGUUCUUUAAAUCUUGUAGUGUUCAGAUCAAACUGAGACACAAGAUUGAAAAUGUAUUUUUUAAAAAAUAAAAAGGUUUGUGGAAUUAGAAGUGGGCUAACCAGACCUCUAUUGUCUGCUCCUCAUCUGCCAGGAAGUUGAAAUAAGAAGUUGGUUACGUCGGUGUAGCACUCUUCGAACGAUAAGAUGCAAAUGAAUGAGGUCCUGACUAGUUGUAACCACAGGUAGGACAAAAGGGCACCAUGUUCUGUUCAGUUCUGAGCAGUUAGCAUCAGGGUGGAGCCAUCAUGGCUAAUUCACCAAGCUGCUUUGACCUGCCCUUUUGUAGAUGUUUUUUAUGAAGUUACAGUAAUCAGGGAUGGGUGGUUUAUGAUGGCAGUGAGAAUGUAUACUGUUAGCAAUGACUCAAACAGAAUCCUGCCAGACGUAAUUAAAGGAGCUGUUUUUUUAAAUUUGUUGAUUAGUCAGUCAGCAUUCAUCUGCUAUCGGCUUCAGAUGAAUGUUUAGCAGUGGUCAUAUCACUGGCUAGCUGUUUAUAAUACGAAUGUCAUGUUGGCCAUUUAAGCACCUUGUUGAUAGUUUGUAGUCGUGUCUGUCUCUACCUCUCAAGCAAGGUUUAACUUGUUCUCCUUUCAGCCAUCUGAUUCACAUUUUUAUUGAAACAA